UCUCACAAAGAAGUGCUGGUACAUGUUUAAAUUGGUCCUGCAAGGAAGAGGUUGACCUCUGUCCUCAAACCUCGUUCUAGGCACACGCUGCGCAUAUUUGCAUAAACCAAAAGACAUGGCAUCAUUGAGUGGGUUACCAAACGUGGGUUCUUCUGGUGGUGGCUUCAACUUGGUUAACAAAGAGGGUACAAAAGUCAAUGCAAAGUUUGAGCUGAAGCCGCCACCUUAUCCACUGAAUGCUUUGGAGCCAAUUAUGAGUCAGCGGACACUUGAAUAUCAUUGGGGGAAGCACCACAGAAGUUAUGUGGAAAAUCUGAAAAAACAAAUUGUUGGGACAGAGCAUGAUGGGAAGUCACUAGAAGACAUAAUAGUUACAUCAUACAAUAAGGGUGACCUUCUUCCAGCUUUCAACAAUGCAGCACAGGUCUGGAACCAUGACUUUUUCUGGGAGUGCAUGAAACCAGGUGGUGGUGGAAAGCCAUCAGGGGAUCUUUUAAAACUGAUUGAAAGAGACUUUGGUUCAUUUGAAAAAUUCCUUGAUGAGUUUAAGACUGCUGCUGCAACACAAUUUGGUUCAGGUUGGGCUUGGCUUGCAUAUAAUAUAGUAACUCCUUCUCCAUCGGAUGAGGGCAACAAGCUAGUAGUGCUCAAGAGUCCCAAUGCUGUGAACCCCCUUGUUUGGGGGGCUUAUUAUCCACUCCUUACCAUUGAUGUUUGGGAGCAUGCUUACUACCUUGACUUUCAGAACCGACGCCCUGAUUAUAUAUCAGUGUUCAUGGACAAGCUUGUUUCCUGGGAUGCAGUGAGCUCUAGACUUGAACAAGCUAAGGCUUUAAUUGCCAAGGCAGAGAUUUAAUCUGCUAUGUGAUGCUGAAUUGGAUGCGGAAAAAGUGAAUUGUUUUUAUCUAGAAAGUGUAAGAUGACAUGAUCUUUGCGCUAUAGUAGGUGUAAUAAUCACUCCAUCCUGCAGAUUAUGUUCUAUGAUCAGAAAUCUUAAUAAAACUUAUCCCA
This is a messenger RNA of Gastrolobium bilobum, 1011 nucleotides long. RefSeq names its product superoxide dismutase [Fe], chloroplastic-like. Gene Ontology annotation, cellular component: chloroplast nucleoid. Gene Ontology annotation, molecular function: superoxide dismutase activity; metal ion binding. Bases 116 to 856 code for a protein of 246 amino acids. NCBI's taxonomy places the organism in Eukaryota, Viridiplantae, Streptophyta, Magnoliopsida, Fabales, Fabaceae. Gene Ontology annotation, biological process: superoxide metabolic process. The transcript has 9 exons. The record is from RefSeq and is a predicted model, not a curated record.